AUGACCAAUUCCACCGAAAUUAGUCACAGUUAUAGGGAAAAUGCAUGUGAAUUGGAGCUGCAUGUUAAGAAGGCCAAUAGAGAAGCUGCGGGUGGUCCCACUGGUAGGUUUGUGGAGAAUAUAAGAAAUUGUGAUAUUUUCAUAGAAGACUACCAUGUCCUUAUCUACUUGGAUGUACAGCUGUACAAAUUUCGUUCAGCACGUCGUUUUGAUCUAAAGGACUUAAAAAAUAUUACAUUCAAAUUUAAUUCCAAAGACAAUGUACUUACUGUUAACCUUCCCUGCUUACCGCUAACUGAGGAGGAACAUCCCGAGAAAAACUCGGAAGAAAAUAAAACAAAGAUUGUAGAACGUCCCUUAGAUUUGUGGAAAUUGAAGAGAAUCACCGAUAACUGCCUGCUAAAAAUUGAUGAUAACGCGGAGCUAUUGCGGCCCGAGGGAUCAUAUGGUUAUGGAUUUGCUAGUAAAUUCCAUGGACGAAUAAGAAGUUUUGACUGUGAUUUGGACACUAUUUCUCGCAUGCCUGAGCCAGAUCGAGUGAGCCCUCUGCAACGUCUAAUAGACAGAGAUAUUGAUGAAAUGAAAAACUUUUGUCGUGAUCAAUACAAAUUGAAUUUCGUAGAGUUACAAGUUCCUGAUGGUCUGGAUAAUCCCAUGCAAUAUACAUUUAAUUUUAAAGAUAAUACACUAGAACGUGAUGAAGAAUAUUUACUACACAACCUGACGUCCAAGCCAGAGCUAAUGGAAAUGCCUGACCAAUAUGACCCCAUGGAAAUUGAUUGCGGGCUCAUAAGUAUUUUAUUGGCUAUAUGCUAUGAUGUUAGAUUUACAUCGAAUGAACCAAACUGCGAAUCGGCAUGGACUCGUAGCAUUUUGUCCGCCACGUUAACCUAUUUCGAGCCAUUCACCUCACUAAAAUCUGUCGUCAUUAGUUUUAUGAGACGUUCCCUUAUCUAUCCUUUAUAUCGCAAUUAUGAACUUAGCAGGCAAUGCGUUGAAGAUUGCGUAGCUGCAUUGCAAAAUAAUUCCCAAUGGAUCCUCAAACAACUACUAAUUACUCAUGAUUGUUUUAGCCUUAAUGAACGUUCGGUAUUCAAUCAUUAUUACAUUGAAGAUUACAUACGUUAUGUUUCAAAUCGAGAAAUUUGCUCAAGUUCUCAUCUGCAAAUGUUGGCACAUAACUUAAAAAAUGUUUUAUUCGAUGUAUUCAAAAAGAAUUUGGGCUUGGGACUGCAAGAACUGGAAACGGAAUUGCUGAAGGAAUUGAUAACCGAUAUUCACAUUGCUGCUAGUUCGACAAGUGAAGAUGAGUCUGUCGAAACGGAAUCGGAUACUUCUAGCAGCGACAGCAGCGAUGAUAGUGAUAGUGACAGUGAUGGUGAUAGUGUAAUAGAACAGAAAAUGGGAAGUUUAAAAUUGUAG
Messenger RNA from Musca vetustissima, 1422 nucleotides. RefSeq names its product protein SHQ1 homolog. Gene Ontology annotation, biological process: box H/ACA snoRNP assembly. The record is from RefSeq and is a predicted model, not a curated record. The transcript is spliced from 5 exons. NCBI's taxonomy places the organism in Eukaryota, Metazoa, Arthropoda, Insecta, Diptera, Muscidae. Bases 1 to 1422 code for a protein of 473 amino acids. Gene Ontology annotation, cellular component: cytoplasm; nucleoplasm.